AUGAAGCUCAUGGAGUCUGGCACGACUCCCGGAGGAAUCCAAAGGCUGCAAGCUUUCAACCUUCUGGUGCUGGUGACGGUGCUGGUAGCGUGCUACCCUGUGAUAGUGUCGGCUGUGAUACACAAGCGUGCCUUCGAUCUGCAGCGAAUGGCAACCGGAAACGAUCAUCGGUCAUCGUUUGGAUGGCUGGAUGAAAAUUUCGAUUUGCAUGGACGGAUUUUCCCGACAUUCCACUGCCCGCGGACGAAACGAGCCCUCGCCUCAUCAUUGCUGGCCGAUGAAGGGGUGGAGAGGCGCAGCGAAGAGGACAACCGCGGGCGGCUGAUGAAUCGUGCCGGUAGACACCGGGAACAGCUGAGCAUUCAGUAUGGACUGCGAGGCGAAUCGAUGACCCUCGACCUAACGCUCAACGAAAACAUCAUCCCCGAGGCGGGCUAUAGCUUCGUGAGUCAAACACCGACGGGAGAGGACGUGGUGGAGCAGCUCACGCGGAACGACCUAGAGUUGUGCCACUACGAGGGAACGGUCCGUGAGCUGCCCGGGUCUCGCGUGGCCGUUUCCACCUGCAAUGGGACGAUCGAUGGAGUGAUUUAUGCGCUCAACGAAACCUACCUCAUCGAGUAUCACAAUCAAACGCACCUCCUAUACCGCAGACGGUUCCGACGGGAGGCGAUGGAGAUGGCGGACGAAAAGGACGGGACGCUGCAGGAGCUCGACGGUGGAGAUCGACCGCUGAAGGCAGCCUUCAGUACCGGAUAUCGGGAGAAUGCCGACUCGCUGUUUGUUGAGCUGGCACUCGUCGUCGAUCGAACCCUAUUCCUCAAGUUUGGCUCCGAAAUGCAGCGCGUCCAUCGGCAUUGCCUAUCGGUGGUGAAUGUGCUGAACGAACUCUAUCGACCACUGAACAUCUACAUCCUGCUGGUGGGCGUAAAAGUGUGGAACACGCGUGACGAAAUCGUCAUCUCGACCGACUCGCGGCAAACGCUGACGAGUUUUCUGGCCUACCGGAAGGAACAUCUCCUACGUCAGAUGCCGAACGACAACGCACACCUGCUAACGGCGGUCCGCUUCCCGGAUGGAGUGAUCGGGAAGGCUGAACUCGGAUCGAUGUGUACCGCGGCCGGCUCGGGAGGGAUCGCCGUGGUGGAGAACUUUGUCGUGACACCGCUGGCGACCACCUUGGCGCAUGAGAUUGGACACAACUUGAAUCUCGAUCACGAUUCGGAGGAGUGCGAGGCCGGUGGACGCCAGUGUCCGGGACCGGGUCCUUGCAUCAUGGAGGCAAAGCUACGCGACUCGGGAGAUGUACCGAGUCGGUGGAGUUCGUGCAGUGUAGGCGAUCUGCGAGAGUCGUUGGCUCGAGGAGUUGGCACUUGCCUGCGGAACAAACCGUCCGGUUUGCUGGUACGUGCUGUUUGUGGGAAUGGAUUGCUGGAACCGGGAGAGCAGUGCGACUGUGGACACAGGGAUCGUUGUGAUAAUGCGUGCUGUGAUGCGAAGACUUGUCAGCUGAAGGCUAAUGCUACCUGCGCCACUGGCGCCUGCUGUGAUCUGAAUACCUGCCAACCGCGCGAUCCUGGAAGUAUGUGUCGGGCGGCGCGAGGAGAAUGUGACCUGCCCGAGUUCUGUGAUGGCCAAAGCGAGCUGUGUCCCCGGGAUGUGUUCGUGAGGGAUACGAGUCCAUGCGCCGGAGGUGAUGCGUUCUGCUACCGAGGACAAUGCAACACUCGGGAUCGUCAAUGUCGACUCCUUUGGGGUUCUUCGGCUCAGUCUGGACCUAACGUUUGUUACGAUAUGAACGUGAACGGAACGAUGUAUGGAAACUGUGGCAACAAUUUGGUGGCAGGGAAUGACGCCUACGACCGCUGUGCCGCUCAUGACGUGCAGUGUGGUCUACUUCAUUGCACACAUCGCAGCGAGAAGCUCGAGUACGGUGUAGAGGCGUACGCCAAGCGGACUGCCACCAAAUUCCAGCACUACGGACCGCGAGGAACGGUACGGUCGACGGUUUGCAAUGCCGUCAUUGUGGAUCUUGGACCGGCCGUAGUCAAUCCGGGGCUGGUCCCCGAUGGGACCAAGUGUGGAACGGGCCGGAUGUGCUUCCGACAGCAGUGCGUCGCUGUUAGUCGAUUGCAGGAAGAGCGUGACAUUGGCGACGAAUGCCCUGGGGACUGCGCUGGCAAUGGUGUGUGUAAUAGCGAAGGUAACUGCCAUUGCCAUCCGGGCUUUGCGCCACCCUUUUGCGAUCGCCCCGGCGAUGGAGGUUCGAUCGACAGUGGACCGGUUGGAAGGACUGGUGGCCGUGAUUCGUACGAUCUACUUCUCAAGGUGUUCCUGCCUGCAAUGAUCAUCGGGGGGUUGCUACUAGUCUUCAGCCUUUGGUUGGUCAUCACCAGAAGAUCGCUCCUGAUGGCCCAACUGAGACUCGUUCUGAAACGUUUCCGGGAGCGUAAAUACGGUCACAUCGUCCAACCAGCGUCCGCGGCUCCGGCAGCUCCUAAACCAACUAUCCAACGACCAACAAUUCCGCCACCACCACCAAUCCCUCCAACGCAGCCACUCAAACCGGCGCAGAGCUUCAUCAACGUGAACAUCAGCAAGAGCGGUAAGGUGACGAUCGAGAACAAACUCCUCUCCGACUCGCCCUUCCUCCAUCAACAGAGUGUCGUCGAUACGCAUGAAGCAUUCCGGUUGCGGCGCCUGCAGGAACGUUCAUACAGCGUGGAGAGUGUCGAACAUCCGUUGGUACAGGCGGAAACGCACACUCCCAGGGAAGAUCGCAGUCCGGUGGUGACUCCUACCACACCAGCGACGCCCUCCUUCGGGUCGGUCGUCCAGCAGCUCAAACAGGCCGAUCGCAUGCAAACGUAUCACCAGAAUAGGUCAAAGAGUGACGAGCAGAAACCCACCGCCGGUCGUAUGCUCCCCAAGCUGCCCCGUCAGCAUACGGUCGGGGAUUUUGACUCGAUCGAACGGUUGCCGGAUGUUGGAGAGGAAGUGAACGAGAAGCAGAACGGGGGAGCAAAGCCGACUCGCCCGAGUCCCAAACCGAUCGCCAUCCCAAGACCACUGCCGAGGGUGAUGCCACAUCAGGGCUCACUUCAACCUCGGCUACUUCCAGCGACUCCCACUCCGCCCGGGAAGGUGUCUAAGGUGUCUAACACAACGAGCAAAACGACAGCCGCUGGUGGAUCUAAUGUGGCGGCACUGAAGGCAAAGCUUAAUCUAGCAGAAAUAGGUGCAAAACGAUAG
Messenger RNA from Anopheles coustani, 3252 nucleotides. Its product is annotated as disintegrin and metalloproteinase domain-containing protein 12-like. Gene Ontology annotation, molecular function: metalloendopeptidase activity. The record is from RefSeq and is a predicted model, not a curated record. Bases 1 to 3252 code for a protein of 1083 amino acids. Gene Ontology annotation, biological process: membrane protein ectodomain proteolysis. Lineage: Eukaryota; Metazoa; Arthropoda; Insecta; Diptera; Culicidae. The transcript is spliced from 2 exons.